AAAACAAAAACCAAAUUGACUCAUUGUCACUCUUCACACUUCUAUACUUCGCGAGAGUUUUUCAGGCGCCAUGGAGGGCUCCUCGUCGCAUCCGUCUGAUUCAAAUCAAACGGCCUCUCGUGCAUCUGGUUUUCUUGCUAAUCUUCCUUCUCGUGGCCUCUUCUCCUCCACCGUCAUCUCUUCAAAUCCGGGUAGUAUGCGAGUUUAUGUUUGUGAGCAUGACACAUCACCCCCAGCGGACCAACUGGUAAAAACAAACCAACAAAACAUAUUGAUUAGGUCACUCACUCUUAAGAAACCAAAGGGUGAUGCCAGUUCAAAGGAUGUGAAAGGUGUAGCUGGAGCUGAUAAAAAGAGGGCUGCUGAAAGAGUUUUGGAUAGUAGGAAUCCAGCAAAGAGAGCCAACAUGCAAGCUUGCUCUCGUCAAGAGGGAUCGAACAGUCGUACAGCUGAGAAGGACUACCACAGUUUGACUGUAGAGAGGCUUCGGGCACUUCUCAAGGAAAGAGGUCUUUCACCCAAGGGAAAGAAGGAUGAGCUGAUUGCACGCCUUAAAGGUGCAAAUAGUUAAGUGUAGCUCAGAAGGUGGAAAGGUUCUCAGCUUGUUUUGCAUUUGGGUUAUGGAAGGUGAUUA
Pistacia vera is the source of this 634-nucleotide messenger RNA. RefSeq lists its product as uncharacterized. The transcript has 6 exons. The record is from RefSeq and is a predicted model, not a curated record. The coding region runs from base 71 to 571 and encodes 166 amino acids. Gene Ontology annotation, biological process: positive regulation of proteasomal ubiquitin-dependent protein catabolic process. NCBI's taxonomy places the organism in Eukaryota, Viridiplantae, Streptophyta, Magnoliopsida, Sapindales, Anacardiaceae. Gene Ontology annotation, cellular component: Cul4-RING E3 ubiquitin ligase complex.